ACCAGUCAUUACGAAUACAAGGCCAGUCAUUACGGUCCCGCGUUAUUUUUUUCUUGCUUCUCGGCCAUCUUCACGGCCGUACCUUUUGAUAUUCGGGGUUAAAAAACUCAAUCCUCCUCUAUUUUUUACCACCAUUUUCAAGAAACAGGCGAUUUUUGUUGGCAUCAAUGAAGAAGACCGUCUUAACAUCUCAGAUCUGAGAAUUUUCAGCUUGAAAAAGGAUUUUGAAUUGUGUACAAGAGGUCCUAACCAUGGUUCUAGACAGCUUAUCAUCUCCCCAUAGGAGAACACAAAAUCCGAUUUCACCUUUAACUUCUUACAAGAAACCAUUUACGACGCGCGACUUUGAUGGUUGGGCAACUCUUUUUCAGCGGCACCGCUUUCUCUUGACCAUGCUAGCGGUCUUGGGCUUUCUAUGCACUGUCUAUCUUUAUUUUGCCGUCACCUUGGGGCCCACAGAAUCAUGUUCAGGCUUGAGCGGGGCCAAGAAGUCAUUGUGUGAAUUGGAGCGAGCAAAAUCAUCUAUGUCCCACAAAGGUAAGUUGAGAUUCUUUUGAUUGUGAUUUGGAACUCUAUUUUUUCUCCCAUAAGAUAUGUUUAGGAAUUAUAGUUAGAUAUUUAUGUAUUUUGGAUAUUGGGGGUAUUGAUUGGCAAGCUUUAAUAUCCCUACGUCAAUUAAUUAUUUUUAUGUCAAGAUUUUCCUAUAUGUAUUUAUGGAGUUUUGGUCUUGGGAGCUUGUAAUUGUUUUGUUCUGGUGCUUUGGAUGUGACGAAUGUGUCAAUGAAUUGAGUCAUAGUUGGAUCAUACUAACCUGAUCAAAUUAUGUAAGAAGAGUAAACAACCUGACCCCUGGAGCAGAUGGUAAAUCACAGAAAUGACUAUGUAACUAACUUGAAUGUGGUGGAUUGACUAUUUGAUCCCUAUGAUUUAUUGGAUGCCAUUCGAGUUGCCCUCAUC
Amborella trichopoda is the source of this 957-nucleotide messenger RNA. RefSeq lists its product as uncharacterized. The record is from RefSeq and is a predicted model, not a curated record. Lineage: Eukaryota; Viridiplantae; Streptophyta; Magnoliopsida; Amborellales; Amborellaceae.